Daktulosphaira vitifoliae (grape phylloxera) is the source of this 497-nucleotide messenger RNA. RefSeq lists its product as uncharacterized. NCBI's taxonomy places the organism in Eukaryota, Metazoa, Arthropoda, Insecta, Hemiptera, Phylloxeridae. The transcript has 2 exons. The record is from RefSeq and is a predicted model, not a curated record. The coding region runs from base 123 to 482 and encodes 119 amino acids.
AAUAACUUUAUUGCAUUCAUUUUUGUUAGGAAGAAUAUCCCAUAUCAUUUUACGUCAUACAAGAAUUGUAUAGAAAAUUGAUCCCAUAUGCAGAUAAUGAUUUUGAUAUUGGUAUUAAGUUAAUGGAAAGGCAUGCAAAAAAAUUAGAAAUAGAUAUGUCCAUAGUGAAAAAAGAACUCGAAGCGGAGAACAUAUUAGGUAAUGAAGUAAAUUUAAAAUAUGUUAUUAACAAAGAGUUUAAAAAAGUACAAAUUUCUGAAAUCAAUUUAAAAAAUGCCUUUUUGAAUGGCGAUAAUAAUAAAAACGGCACUGUGACAAUAGAAUAUGCAAAAACUCUUAUUACGACAAACGAAUUGUUUGGAAAUAAAUUAUCUAGUGAAGAUCUAAACAAAGUUCUUGAAAGUUUGAAAAAUGACCAAAAUCAAUGCAAUUACAUAGGUAAAAAACAUAACUUUUUUAAAAGGUAUCAAAAUAUUUAUUAAAAUUGUCAACAAUUG